This is a messenger RNA of Drosophila ananassae, 1303 nucleotides long. RefSeq names its product mitochondrial tRNA-specific 2-thiouridylase 1. The record is from RefSeq and is a predicted model, not a curated record. Gene Ontology annotation, cellular component: mitochondrion. Gene Ontology annotation, molecular function: sulfurtransferase activity. The transcript has 2 exons. NCBI's taxonomy places the organism in Eukaryota, Metazoa, Arthropoda, Insecta, Diptera, Drosophilidae. Gene Ontology annotation, biological process: tRNA wobble position uridine thiolation. The coding region runs from base 100 to 1266 and encodes 388 amino acids.
CCAACUGGCUCCGAGUAUCAGCUGUUCGCCUCGCAGACAAUAACAAACAGUUUGUUUUGAAGAAUUAUUUAAUUUUUAGGUUUUUUUUUUGAAACCUGAAUGAUACGGAAGGUGGUGGUGGGCGUGUCAGGGGGCGUGGACAGCGCCGUAACCGCCCACCUGCUGAAGGAGCGCGGCUACAGUGUCCUGGGCGUCUUCAUGCGCAACUGGGACGAGUUCGACGAGGCGGGACGAUGCAGUGGAGAGGCGGACCUCAAGGAUGCGGAGUGGGCGUGCCGGCGACUGGGCGUGGAGCUCCGUCAAGUCAACUAUGUCCGGGAAUACUGGACGGCGGUGUUCAGCCAGUUCCUGGAGGACUACCAGCAGGGCCUCACCCCCAAUCCGGACAUCCUGUGCAACCGGCACAUCAAGUUCGAUCUGUUCCACCGGCACUGCCUGGAGAGCCUCAACUAUGAUGCGGUGGCCACCGGACACUAUGCCCGGAAUAGUUUGGGCAACUUCCUGGAAAAGGCAACAGGUGCGGAGGAGGAGGCCCGCCUUCUGAUACCCGCCGACACGUUCAAGGAUCAAACAUUCUUCCUGGCGGGAAUCGCCCGGAAGGCUCUGCAGCGCACCAUGUUCCCACUGGGGGAUCUGCACAAGGCGGAGGUGAAGCAACUGGCCGCCAAGAUCGGCCUCCAGCGGCUGGCCAGCAAAAGGGAAAGCACCGGGAUCUGUUUCGUCGGCAAGAGGAACUUCAAGGACUUUAUCCGAGAGUACAUAACCUCCAGGGAUGGGCACUUUGUGGACGUGGACAGCGGAGCUGUUGUGGGCAACCACGAGGGGAUUCAUCAGUGGACUGUGGGCCAGAGAUGCCGCCUGAGUUCGUUCCUCCAACCCUAUUUCGUGGCCCGCAAGGAGGCCUCCAGCAACACCAUCUACGUGGCGGCAGGCCACGAUCAUCCCGCCCUGCUCAGUACCCGGAUGCACAUCGAUCCACCCAACUGGCUGUGCGGGGAGUCCCAGCGGAGAUGCUUCUCGGAGGGCGUCCUGCGGUGUCGCUUCCGCUUCCAGCACACCAAACCCUUGGUGGACUGUUGUGUGAGGCUGUCGCCCGCCAAUCAGUUCCAGGUGGAGCUAGAUGCUCCCCUGAGAGCCAUCACGCCGGGCCAGUACGCUGUCUUCUACGAUGAGACGGCCUGUCUAGGCUCCGCCCGCAUCCUGACAGCUGAGCCUCUUCGAAUGGAGGCGGAGAAGCUGAAAGGAUUGGGGAGUUCCUUCAGCUGAUGGUGGCUAGUGUUUUUAAAUAAAUAUUUUAAGGAUA